Molecule: messenger RNA, 1187 nt
Organism: Cicer arietinum (chickpea)
Lineage: Eukaryota; Viridiplantae; Streptophyta; Magnoliopsida; Fabales; Fabaceae
Product: zinc finger protein GIS3
Source: RefSeq, a predicted model, not a curated record
UUAAUUUUAAUUUUGACCCCUUUUAUUACAUUCUUCUACUCAAUAUAACCCCUUUCACCCUUCACAUCAUCUUUUAUUCUCUCUAUAGUCUAUACCAUAUAAAACUCUAAUCAUCAUAAAGUUGCAUUUUACUAUUUUGUUGACAUGAAUUCAGAUAUUUCAAUUGAAGAAAAUGAUGAUCAAGAUGAAAACUCCGGAACAAAACGUUGUUAUGAAUGCACAUUUUGCAAGAGAGGUUUCACAAAUGCUCAAGCAUUAGGUGGUCACAUGAAUAUUCAUAGAAAAGACAGAGCAAAAGCUAAGCAACCAACAAAUUCUUCAUCGUCACGACAAUAUACAAAUUACAAAUUCUACACCACCAAUGAUGAAGUUGUGUCUUUUCCUUUUUCUUCGGAACAAACCAUAAAACAAAACUUUGAUCAUCACAUGUAUUUUCAACAUCAAUAUUUACCACCACCAAAUAACCUUGUUACAAACCAAUUACCUUCAAAUGUCAAUGCUUUUCCAUAUGAUCAAUAUUAUCCAAAAUCAUCAUCAUCAUCUAAUUGGCCUAAUUUGCAUUUGAAUCACCAAGAGCUUCAAGGUGCUAAUUUGAGUCUUCAAAUUGGUCCAACUCAUGAUCAUGUGGAUAAUAACAAUAAUAAUAAUAAUCAAAUCAUUUGGAGUGGAAAUCAGAAACAAAAUGAUGAAGUGGACUUGGAGCUCAGACUUGGCCUUGAUCCAUGAUUAAUUCAUCAUACUAUAUAUUUCAUCUUUUAAUUAAGUCGUAGAAGCACAUUUUGCUGUAUAAAGAAACAGAAGAGUUUAAUGGAUCACAUGCAAUUCUCCUAACAGGUUUGAUAUGAUGCACAGCUAGAAGUGCAUGAAAUAUUGUCAGAUAUUAACACUGAGGUACAUUAAUUAAUUCCAUUAUUGUAGUUUACUAAUUAAUAUCUUCAUAUAUUUUGUAAGAACUAAGAAGAAAAAGUACUAUAGUAGGAAAAUCCCAUUUUAAUGAUUAACCUUUUGGGUAUUGUAAACAUCUAUUUCACAGAUGAGUUUGUGGAUAUUUAUAUAAUUCAAGCAGUAUAUAUAUAUAUAUAGGUUUUUAAUCUUUUGCUUGCAAUUAGCAUAAAUGUGUUGAGAUUAUUGUUAUUGUAAGAUACAAUUAAUACUAGUGCUUAAUGAUCUUUGUACAAUUUAAUUAA